Messenger RNA from Nanorana parkeri, 1137 nucleotides. Its product is annotated as ATP-dependent RNA helicase DDX25-like. Gene Ontology annotation, cellular component: cytoplasmic stress granule; nucleus. Gene Ontology annotation, molecular function: RNA binding; RNA helicase activity; ATP binding. The record is from RefSeq and is a predicted model, not a curated record. The transcript is spliced from 8 exons. NCBI's taxonomy places the organism in Eukaryota, Metazoa, Chordata, Amphibia, Anura, Dicroglossidae. Gene Ontology annotation, biological process: poly(A)+ mRNA export from nucleus. Bases 16 to 1137 code for a protein of 373 amino acids.
AAAGGAGUGUAUGCAAUGGGAUUCAACAGGCCAUCGAAGAUCCAAGAAACUGCAUUGCCUUUGAUGCUUGCACAUCCCCCACAGAAUCUAAUCGCUCAGAGCCAAUCUGGCACCGGAAAAACUGCCGCUUUUGUCCUCGCCAUUCUCAGCAGAGUAGACCCCCUGAAAAAAUUCCCACAGUGCAUCUGUCUCAGCCCUACCUUCGAGCUGGCUUUGCAGACGGGACAAGUGAUUGAACAGAUGGGAAAGUUCUGUGAUGGCAUUGAAGUUGUCUAUGCCAUACGUGGAAACAGACCGUCUAAAGGCUGCAGGAUAGAAGCGCAGAUUAUUGUCGGGACCCCGGGAACCGUCAUGGAUUGGUGCUUCAAGCUGAAGCUUGUGAAUGCAGAGAACAUAUGCGUCUUUGUCCUGGAUGAAGCGGAUGUCAUGAUCGGAGUUCAGGGUCAUUCUGACCAUAGCAUGCGUGUGAAGAGAGCAAUGACACCGAAGUGCCAGAUGCUCCUGUUUUCUGCUACGUUUGAGGAUACCGUGUGGUGUUUUGCCGAGAGGAUUGUGCCAGACCCGAACAUCAUAAAGCUGAGGAAAGAAGAGAUGACACUUGAUAAUAUCCUGCAGUUCUACGAUGCCUGUGAGGACCGAGAUCAGAAGUUCUCAGCGCUGUGCAACAUCUACAGCACAUUCACCAUUGCUCAAGCAAUAAUAUUUUGCCAGACCCGCAAGACGGCUAAAUGGCUUUCCCAUGAAAUGCUGAAAGACGGGCACAUGGUGGAGCUUCUGAGCGGAGAGCUUACAGUGAUAGAGCGAGCCCACAUUAUCCAGAGAUUCCGCGAAGGCAAAGAGAAAGUUCUCAUCACCACAAACGUCUGCGCUCGAGGAAUUGACGUGGAACAGGUGUCAGUCGUGGUAAAUUUUGAUCUGCCGUUGAACUUCAAUGGCUACAUUGAUUAUGAGACUUACCUUCACCGUAUCGGACGCACCGGCAGAUUUGGCAAGAAGGGCAUCGCCAUCACUCUUGUGGAGAAAUGCUGCUUGUACAUGCUACUCGACAUUGAACAACAUUUUGGGACAAAGAUCAAGAGAAUCAACACUGGAAAUGUGGAUGAGCUUGGAAAGGCCCUGCCAUUGGGGAAUCUGUGA